Molecule: messenger RNA, 5873 nt
Organism: Psammomys obesus (fat sand rat)
Lineage: Eukaryota; Metazoa; Chordata; Mammalia; Rodentia; Muridae
Gene: Rnf19a
Product: ring finger protein 19A, RBR E3 ubiquitin protein ligase
Exons: 13
Coding region: 1931-4402 (823 amino acids)
Biological process (GO): positive regulation of proteasomal ubiquitin-dependent protein catabolic process; protein polyubiquitination; ubiquitin-dependent protein catabolic process
Cellular component (GO): cytoplasm; ubiquitin ligase complex
Molecular function (GO): zinc ion binding; ubiquitin protein ligase activity; ubiquitin conjugating enzyme binding
Source: RefSeq, a predicted model, not a curated record
GCCCCUCCCCUGCGGAUAGGGAUGCCAGGCGUCGCACAGGCCUGUCUGGGACUGGGAGACCCGCGCGGCCGCCCCCGGGUGCGGCCGGCCCGCGGCCCCACGGUGUCGUGACUGCCGCUGCGCUGUCCGGAGCUCUCCGGGGCCGCCGAGCGGGCGAGACCCGGGGCCGCCGCCGCGCGGAGGCGGCGGGGGCGGAGCGCAUUCCUGACGGGUGAAGUCGGCUCUAACGGGACGCUUUCCGGCCUUGCCGCACGCUGGGCGCCGCCGAUUUCGCCCCCGAAGCCUCUUGCGGGGGCCGGGAGGGCGGUAGGGAGGUGCCCGCCUCCUUCGCGAGCGGACACACGCACACGCGCCCCUGCGCGAAAGCGUGUGAACGGGGGUCUUCCGGGACUCCACCCCCUGGUUGUUCCCGGUCCUCACCCCGAGGGUGAAGCCACGACUUUCAUUUGCCAAUUUGCCGCUGCGCUCUUUUUUUCCAUUUCCAUUAAUGGGUAGAAGUGGCUUAGGGUUCGUUAGGAAGAGGGUGGCGAAGGCUGUAUGUGGGAGAAAGAAAGGUUUAGUUUUUGCUCAUUGGAGAUACAGGACUGGUGCUUUGUGUAAGAAUGUCGCAGAAUGUUAAUGUUAGAAAGGACGGCCUUUAGAUGCCGCUGCAAUUUUCAAACCUAGAGGUUGGCUAGGAAGGUUGGUGUAAAAUGAUUGCAAACAGGAGGUAUGAAAGCGGACCUUUCCUUGGCCAGACUCUUCAAAAUAUUUUGAUCUUUCCUCAUUCUAUUUGUGUGUGUGUGUGUGUGUCUAAGAACCUGGCUGUCUUUUUUAUUUUAACCUGGAUUGCUUGACCCAUUUCAUUGUACGUAGUGUGACGAUAUACUUGUCUUUUUUUUUCCUUUUUCUUUUCGGUUUUGCUGUUAACCGGUCUCCGUGCACAUCCUACUGCUUCUGUUUGUAAUUCAAGUCAUUUCCAUAUUUGCCUGCUUAAACUUUAACACGGAGCUGUCUGUAUUGAAUUAUAAUGUAAAUAUUUAGAAAAUGGCGAUGACCUUAUUUUUAGAUAUUCUUUACAGUUUCGUGGGAAAGGAUUUAAUGAAUCUUGGGACUCAUUAAACCAAAUUAUGCAAAACAAAAAGCAAGCCCUUUUUUUUUUUUUAAUGCUCUCUUUAAAAAAUUCAUGUGUACAGUGUAAGCUUACACUUCAUGUAACCAUGGAAAAUUUUUGAUGUCAUUGCAAGGGGUCUUUCUGAAGAAGAAUGUACAUGGCAGCUAACGCUUUGUGAAUUCCUGAUCCUUCUCUUAAGUGCUGAUUGAGUUGGAUUGGCACCUGCACUGAGCUCGGUGGUGCACCCUGUAAUCCCAGCCCUCUGGGAGGCAGAGACAGGCCGAUCUCUGUGAGUUGGGAGUCCAGGACAACCUAAGGCUAAACAGAGAAACCCUGUCUUGAAAAACAAACUAAACAGAGAAAUCCUGUCUUGAAAAACAAACAAACAAAACAAAAAAAGAAAGUGAUGCCCAAAUUGUCACAAAAUCCCCUUAUGAGGGGAAACCGGGAAUUAUAGAAGACAUGGAAGAGGAGGCGGCAGUGUGACCAGGGGUCCUGAGAUUGGAGUGAUACAGCCAAAAACAGAAGCUGGAAGAGGCAUAAAGUCGAUUGUUCCCAAGAGCUGCAGAGGGAAUACAGCCCUGCCUCUAAUCUCAGAAUUGAGAAAGUAAAUUCCUGUUGUAAGCAGCACUGCUUUGUGGUGAUUUGACAGCACCCACAGUAAACUAAUAUGUAAUCGAAGUCUUCAAUAAACCAAAGGGUGUCUGUGACAACAGUCUUUUUUGGAACUUUUUCAAGACUCUCUGAAGGAGCCAGUAGGAUUUUUUUACAUCAUGACGUAAUCUGAAAACAAGAACAAGGAAUACGUUUUAUUUUAAGUAUAAUGAAGGGCUGUGUAUGAACACUGACCCUGACUCAAUUCUGAUGAACAUUUUAGACAUGAGUUUACAUCGGCAAAUGGGUUCAGAUAGAGAUCUUCAGUCUUCUGCUUCAUCUGUGAGCUUGCCUUCUGUCAAAAAGGCACCCAAAAAGAGAAGGAUUUCAAUAGGCUCUCUCUUUCGGAGGAAAAGGGACAGCAAACGUAAAUCAAGGGAGCUCAGUGGUGGGGUGGAUGGAAUUGCAAGUAUUGAAAGUAUACAUUCUGAAAUGUGUACCGAUAAGAACUCCAUUUUCUCUACAAAUACCUCUUCUGACAAUGGAUUGACUUCUAUCAGCAAACAAAUUGGAGACUUUAUAGAAUGUCCUUUGUGCCUUCUGAGGCAUUCUAAAGACAGAUUUCCUGAUAUAAUGACAUGUCACCAUAGAUCCUGUGUGGAUUGCUUACGACAAUACCUAAGGAUAGAAAUCUCUGAAAGUAGAGUUAAUAUCAGUUGUCCAGAAUGUACUGAACGGUUUAAUCCCCAUGACAUUCGCUUGAUACUAAGUGAUGAUGUCUUAAUGGAAAAAUAUGAAGAAUUUAUGCUUCGACGGUGGCUUGUUGCAGAUCCUGACUGUAGGUGGUGUCCGGCUCCAGACUGUGGAUAUGCUGUGAUAGCAUUUGGGUGUGCCAGCUGUCCUAAAUUAACUUGUGGGCGAGAAGGCUGUGGAACGGAGUUUUGCUACCACUGUAAACAGAUCUGGCAUCCAAACCAGACCUGUGAUGCUGCUCGACAGGAGAGAGCUCAGAGCUUACGCUUAAGAACUAUACGUUCUUCAUCCAUUAGUUACAGCCAGGAGUCUGGAGCAGCAGCUGAUGAUAUAAAGCCGUGUCCACGGUGCACUGCUUAUAUAAUAAAGAUGAAUGAUGGGAGCUGCAAUCACAUGACAUGUGCUGUCUGUGGCUGUGAGUUUUGUUGGUUGUGUAUGAAAGAAAUCUCCGAUUUACAUUAUCUAAGUCCAUCAGGUUGUACUUUUUGGGGGAAGAAACCCUGGAGCCGAAAGAAGAAAAUCCUGUGGCAGCUGGGAACCCUUGUUGGUGCUCCUGUAGGGAUUGCUCUAAUAGCUGGCAUUGCCAUUCCUGCCAUGAUCAUUGGCAUUCCUGUGUAUGUGGGUCGCAAGAUUCAUAAUCGCUAUGAAGGCAAAGAUAUUUCAAAACACAAGCGGAACCUGGCCAUAGCAGGUGGUGUAACCCUGUCUGUAAUCGUGUCUCCAGUGGUAGCUGCAGUGACUGUAGGCAUUGGUGUUCCUAUUAUGUUAGCUUAUGUUUAUGGUGUUGUCCCAAUUUCCCUCUGCCGAAGUGGGGGUUGUGGAGUUUCAGCAGGCAAUGGGAAAGGAGUCAGGAUUGAGUUUGAUGAUGAAAAUGACAUAAAUGUUGGUGGAACUAACACAGCUAUAGAUCCAACAUCAGUAGCAGAAGCAAGGCACAACCCUAGCAUAGGAGAGGGAAGUGUUGGUGGUCUGACUGGCAGUCUGAGUGCAAGUGGAAGCCACAUGGACCGAAUAGGCACCAUUAGAGACAACUUGAGUGAAACAGCUAGCACCAUGGCGCUAGCUGGAGCUAGUAUAACAGGAAGCCUGUCUGGAAGUGUCAUGGUAAAUUGUUUCAACAGGUUGGAAGUACAAGCAGACGUGCAGAAGGAACGGUACAGUCUCAGUGGAGAAUCUGGCACAGUGAGCUUAGGAACAGUUAGUGAUAAUGCCAGCACCAAAGCGAUGGCAGGAUCCAUUCUGAAUUCCUACAUCCCUCUGGACAGAGAAGGGAAUAGUGUGGAAGUGCAAGUGGAUAUUGAAUCAAAGCCAUUCAAGUUCCGGCACAACAGUGGAAGCAGUAGUGUGGAGGAUGGCAGUGCUGCCAGAAGCCACACUGGUGGUUCCUCCAGUGGCUUGCCCGAAGGUAAAUCCAGUGCCGCCAAGUGGUCCAAAGAAGCAACAGCAGGAAAAAAGUCAAAAAGUGGUAAAUUGAGGAAAAAGGGUAACAUGAAGAUAAAUGAAACCAGAGAGGACAUGGAUGCACAGUUGUUAGAACAGCAAAGCACGAACUCAAGUGAAUUUGAGGCGCCAUCCCUCAGUGACAGUAUGCCAUCUGUAGCAGAUUCCCACUCUAGUCAUUUUUCUGAAUUUAGCUGUUCAGACUUAGAAAGCAUGAGAACACCCUGUAGUCAUGGUUCCACUGAUUGUCACACACGCUUUGCGACUGUGAAUACCCUUCCUGAGGUGGAAAAUGACCGUCUGGAGAAUUCACCACAUCAGUGUAGCAGUUCUCUGCUUUCCAAAAUUGCUUCCUGUUCAGAAGUUCCACAGCCAGUUCAUGUUGCAGAAGAGCAUGGCACCAGCAAAAGUGAGAUGAAGCCUAAUGUUGAUUUGUGUUUUGGUGAUGCACUGAAAGAAACAAAUAAUAACCACUCAUAUCAGACAGUGGACUUGAAAGCUGCUGUUCAGACUGAAAUUUAGGCUCAUGAGUGCUGCAGAGUAAUGACCACUGAACAACCCUGUUUGGAGCUGGUUGAACCAGCAACUGUUAAGGUUAAGUUACCAGCAAAAACCAGGUUUCAUAAUCAUAAUGCAAAUACAUUUGUAUGUUUAGCAAGGCAUUGUGUUUCGUGUAGAUGUUAAUUACUAAAUUAUGAAAUGAAGGCUUUAAAUGUGCAUUAUUAUGAGAAUCAUAACUUAAGAAAAAGGCAUGUUUUGUGUUCUUGUCACAAAACAUUGCUUGAUGCAUAUACCUGUGUAUUUAGAUAGGGAUGUGGUUUAAUUUAUAAUCAUAUACUAACUGUUCUCUGUUCUACAGCAUUUGUAAGAAAAAUUGAGGCAUAGGGAUAAGUGGUUAGUGACAUUAUAUUGAAACCACUAAGGGGUGGUGUUGAAAAGAACUUGUCAGAUUACUCAGUAUAUGAUCCUCUUUGUAACGUUUCUCUUCAUAACUGAGCUUAAAUUUCAUUUCUUUCUUCAUAUGCAAUGUGGAUACAAAGCUUAAUGCAGCCCAUUGGUAACCAUUUGGAUACUUAGACAGUUGAGCAAGAUUUUGGCAGUUUUUGCACAACUUUGAAGUAGAAACACCUGGUACUGUUAUAUAUCUCAUGUAUUGUUGAUGCCAUUUUAGAAGAAAAAGGUAAAAGUAGGUAACUUAAGUAUACUGACAACAAGAAAUGAGACAUAAAACUACAGAGUAAAAUCCAUUAGGAUGUAAGUAUUAUAAAAGUCACCUGUCACUAAGGCAAGUUAGUACCCAUUGAUUCUUGAUGCCUUUGGUAGAGACUGGGUUUCACAAGCCUAGUCAUUUGAGGGUUUUGCUCCAUCACAUCCCAUAAUGUCUUCUCCUCUCCUUGGAGUAUAUAGAAAAAUACAGGAAAUAGAUAAACAUGAAUGUGGUUAUUAACUAUGCUGAAAAAGUAUUCACCUACCAAAGACACACUCAGGCUUUAGUAAAUUUAACAUUACAUAACCUCAAUGUUUAACAUGUGUAUCUUUUGAACCAUGAAAUCAAAGCAAUGCAGAGCUUCUACCAAGCUUAUACAAAAGGUCUAUGUAUGGCUUUGUUUCAUUUUGCUUUUGUUUAUGAAGGAUAUUCAGCUGACACAAGCAAAAGUUGGCCAAAAUACUGCCUGUACUGUUAACUUCCCAUAUAACUCUCCUAGCAGACUAACCUCAUAGCAGUCAAGUACUUCACCUUAGGUUGUCUUUAAUUAUUACCAUUAUGGUGCUACUGAGCAUUUUCUUUUGAUAAAAAAGAAAAAUGUCCCAGGCUGCAGUCUUCUACCAUCAUUUUCCUCACUGCGUCCAUUAAUUUGCAUAUAUAACACUAGUGCCAGUUAUUUUAUUUGAUAAUGCUUAUUAUGGUAUUUGUACAUUUGUUUGCAUUCCAGUUUUGUUCAGUAAUGAGUGUGUAAAGAGCAUACAUGAAAUAAAUGUAAAUACUAAUGUA